Messenger RNA from Hylaeus anthracinus, 990 nucleotides. It is a transcript of the gene BBS4, whose product is annotated as Bardet-Biedl syndrome 4 protein homolog. The record is from RefSeq and is a predicted model, not a curated record. Bases 73 to 705 code for a protein of 210 amino acids. The transcript is spliced from 6 exons. Gene Ontology annotation, cellular component: ciliary basal body. Gene Ontology annotation, molecular function: protein binding. NCBI's taxonomy places the organism in Eukaryota, Metazoa, Arthropoda, Insecta, Hymenoptera, Colletidae. Gene Ontology annotation, biological process: protein localization to cilium; cilium assembly.
GCCUUCUGGGACAGCACUCGUACUAUGAACAGUUGAAACGUGCCUGUGCAACGUUGUUUUUGUGUUCCAAGAAUGGCUAACAAUAUGCUCAGCAAUGGUCGUAUCCAGCAACAAACCACCGUUUCGCAACAACCGAGCAACGAUAAGGGAAAGAAAGCGCCAGAAAUACCAGCGAUAGAGCGCAACAAUUGGCUUCUGCAUCGUCACUAUACGCGUCACGAGUACAAAACUUGUAAAAUCCUCAUCGAUCAGGAAUUAUUAAGGUCGAGUGGUCACAAUGAAUACGCCAGUUACCUGAAGGGUUUGAUACUCAGGAGGGAGGGUAAAAUUCAGGACUCGUUGAACUGCUUCCAAACGGCGUACAACGUUAAUUCUACGAAUGUUAAUAACAUCAAGCAAAUCGCCAAGUCGCUAUUGAUUAUGGGAAGUCACAAGCGUGCCAUCGAGGCGUAUUUGGAAGCCGAGAAGGUGUCCACUAUACCGGACUGGGAAAUUUAUUUGAACCUAGGGGAGUGUUACGCAAAGCUGAACCAACUUUACGAGGCAAAGAGGCACCUGAAGAGGUCCAUCGAGCUGACGAGAAACGAAUUACCGUACGUCGCCUUAGCCAGGGUCUGCAUCCAGGAGGAUCACGUUACCGAGGCACGAAACGCUUACAACGCAGCUCUGAGGUGCGAAGCGUGUCGUCGUGUACUUUCUGUUUAAUGUAUUCCGCGAUUAAGUCUCGUCCGACCUCGCCUCGUGCUUUGAGAAUUUCAAUCUCUCGCCGACUCAAAUGUUCUUGUUCAUGUCUUGUCGGUGUAUCGUGUUCUGCAACUCGUUACAGGCCAACGACAGAUCUUGAAUUGAAAAAGUUGCACAGCGAAGCGAGGACUCGACGAGAUUAUCUUUUACGUCCAGGGUUGGAUUAAACAUUUUUACAGCUGCAUAUAGUAGUCGUAAGGAAAGGAUUCGGUCAAAACGAUGGGAUACGUGGAGCCCUGGGAAAAC